AUGUCAAGAGAAGUUAUUUUUACUGAAAAAGAAAUUAAAGAAAGAGUUUCAGAAUUAGGUAGACAAAUCACUCAAGAUUAUAAAGAUAGUAAAAAUUUAGUUUUAGUUGGAAUUUUAAAAGGAUCAUUUGUUUUUAUGUCAGAUUUAGUUCGUUCAAUUCAUUUACCAAAUACCAAUGUAUCAUUAGAGUUUAUGUCAAUUUCAUCUUAUGGCGCAGAGACAUCAUCAAGUGGAGUCAUUCGUAUUAUGAUGGAUUUAAGAACCAGUAUUGAAGGUAAAGAUGUUUUAAUCAUUGAAGAUAUCGUUGACUCUGGUUUAACCUUAAAACAUUUAAUGGAAUUAUUGAAUCAUCGUAAUCCAAAUUCACUUCAUACCGCCGUUUUACUUCGUAAAAAAGAAGGUCUCAAAGUUGAAGUACCAGUUAAAUAUAUGGGCUUUGAUAUUCCAAUGGUUUUCAUCAUUGGUUAUGGUUUAGAUUUUGCUGAAAAUUAUAGAGAAUUACCAUAUUUAGGUGAAUUAAAAGAAGAAUGUUAUAAAAAAUAA
Dictyostelium discoideum AX4 is the source of this 543-nucleotide messenger RNA. It is a transcript of the gene hprT, whose product is annotated as hypoxanthine phosphoribosyltransferase. The record is from RefSeq and is a predicted model, not a curated record. Gene Ontology annotation, molecular function: pentosyltransferase activity; guanine phosphoribosyltransferase activity; hypoxanthine phosphoribosyltransferase activity. Gene Ontology annotation, cellular component: cytoplasm. The transcript has 2 exons. Gene Ontology annotation, biological process: GMP biosynthetic process; purine-containing compound salvage; purine ribonucleoside salvage. Bases 1 to 543 code for a protein of 180 amino acids. Lineage: Eukaryota; Evosea; Eumycetozoa; Dictyosteliales; Dictyosteliaceae.